Messenger RNA from Serendipita indica DSM 11827, 525 nucleotides. NCBI's taxonomy places the organism in Eukaryota, Fungi, Basidiomycota, Agaricomycetes, Sebacinales, Serendipitaceae. The record is from the annotation of a GenBank genome assembly.
AUGUCGGGAUGUACCUAUAAACUUCGGUCAAUUCUGCUUCGCACCAAUGAUCCGCCAAGGAAGCUUACCACGUUUAUCUCCUUGCCGAUUGACUACGGCUAUCUAGCAUUCCGCGCCACGAAUUCUCCAAAAUCCGAGCCCUCUAAUAAUACUUCUCUCCUUAAAAAGUCCCCACAUCAAUCCUCUUUGUGCCUUCAAGUCGCAAAGCCGCCAAUGUCUUCCCCAAACACGGGUGAUAACAACGCGUCCCCAGUCGCCCAAGCCACGUCCGCAACGACUCUCCAGACCCCUAUCCAGGCAGGUGCUCCUCCGGUGAUAGACGUCUCUACCGCUAAAGUAGUCACACCAAAUGCCAUGCAGGUGCACUCACAAGAACCUGUCAUCAAUGUCGUGACAGUACUUACCCAAUCGACUCACCCCCCGGGGACAGACCAUAGACCGCCUGCUCCUUGCCAAACCCACAGCGAGGCUAGCUCAGUCGUCCACGAGUUCUUUGAGCCGCAAUGGAGUGUCCAGAGCGGGUAA